GACCGAUCAGAUGCAGAGAGCGAGGUGACACCACUUUUGGGAUAAAGACACCGGGAAACAAUUUGGACCCCUCCCUUCUCCCUUUCUCUCACUCCCUCUUUCCAAAAUCUAGAAACCCCCCUUCCUCUUCUUUCCAGACAAAGACCCCCUCCCACUGUACCACAAUUACUACCUCUCCAUCCUUGCCUGCGCUUAUCAUUUUUCCCUGUUUUUCAAUCUGAGGGGAUAUUUUGAUACAGAUUUAUUUUUCUACAUUUUUUUUACAAUUCGGUUUCUUGAAUCGAUCCCGUGACGGCCGCCGGGAGGGGGCAGGGGAGCGGCGGGGUGGGCAGGCGCACCUCGGACGCCAGAGCAGUGAAGAAAGGGACACGGAGGCAAGAGAGACGCAACCGAAAAUCUACAGGGUCCAACCUGCGUUCCCUAAGCAUGGUGACUCAGAUAAUUAGCACCAUGGAGACCCAGGCCAGUAAUGGGCCAGGCAGUGCCGGGAUAUUGAACGGAACCAACGGAGCAGCUGAUGACAGCAAAACUAACCUGAUUGUUAACUACCUGCCACAGAACAUGACCCAGGAGGAAUUCAAGAGCCUGUUUGGCAGCAUUGGAGAUAUUGAGUCCUGCAAGUUGGUCAGAGACAAGAUUACAGCUUCCCAAUUGUCUUCCCCAGGUCAGAGUUUGGGAUACGGUUUUGUAAAUUAUGUGGACCCCAAUGAUGCGGACAAAGCCAUAAACACCCUGAAUGGACUGAAAUUACAGACAAAGACCAUCAAGGUAUCAUACGCCCGCCCCAGCUCAGCCUCUAUACGAGAUGCCAACCUGUACGUCAGCAGCCUCCCAAAAACCAUGAACCAGAAAGAGAUGGAACAGCUUUUCUCUCAAUACGGGAGAAUUAUCACAUCUCGUAUACUGGUGGAUCAAGUCACAGGUGUCUCCAGGGGUGUAGGUUUUAUACGGUUUGAUAAAAGGAUAGAAGCAGAAGAGGCUAUUAAGGGCCUGAAUGGACAGAAGCCUCUUGGUGCCAGUGAACCAAUUACAGUGAAAUUUGCCAACAAUCCCAGCCAGAAAACAGGACAGGCUCUGCUCACCCACCUGUACCAGACAACAGCCAGGAGGUACACAGGACCCCUGCACCAUCAGACACAGAGAUUCAGCACCCCUUCGGCCUCCUAUACAAGGCUGGACUCUUUAAUAAACAUGGCGUAUGGAGUUAAGAGUCCGCUCUCCUUCCUUCCCAGGUUCUCUCCUAUCACCAUUGACAGUGUUACCAACCUCGCCGGGGUCAGUCUGACGGGUCCCACCACUGCCGGCUGGUGCAUCUUUGUCUACAACCUGUCCCCAGAAGCUGACGAGAGUGUGCUGUGGCAGCUGUUUGGACCAUUUGGUGCCGUGACAAACGUCAAAGUUAUCCGGGACUUCACCACUAACAAGUGCAAAGGAUUCGGAUUCGUCACCAUGACUAACUACGACGAAGCCGCCAUGGCAAUUGCAAGCCUCAAUGGAUACAGGCUGGGAGAUCGGGUCCUGCAAGUGUCAUUCAAAACCAGUAAACAACACAAAGCAUGAAGAAGCAGUGGGAGUAAGAGUUAGGGUGGGAGAGUUGGAGAGAGAGAGGGAUAAAAUAGGCAGGGGAGAGAAUAAAGGUAUGGCUGAUGGAGAGGUUGGGAGGAGGUUUAGAAAUAGAGGUAGAAAGGACUGGACACAGAGAGAGGAGAGUAACAACACGAGUUUAGUACUAGGUUUGAACACAGAGUCUAGCAUAGGCCUCCUAACAGAGAUACUGUAUUAGUAAAUAUCCUAUUUGAUGGUAGUUUUGCACUUCCAUUGGAUGCACAGUGAGUUGAUAGUCUGGCACUUUAAAAUCUUAAAUCCAAGAUAUGUUACAUGAAUAAGACCAUGAAUCCUUUCUAAGUUGGCAACUUGAAUGCAGAGCCAGGUUUUUAUGAAUAGGUGACAAUAUUCAAUACUUAGACAGGUAGUAGAGAAUAACAGGACUGGUAUAGAGCAUUCAGUGCCUGUCACCUUGAGAGAUUGCAUAAAUGAUAGCAGCAAUAGACCCCGGAAUGUCUAGACAGAAUGCACAGUGCCUGGCACCUCUAUGGCUGGCACAUGGGGUACAGAGCUUGGUACCUCUAUGUACGUUAUAUAGGUAUGGCACGAUAGCUCCGUUAAAGUGGUCCUGCUCUCUCUUAGUAGCAGUGAACAGGUUAGGUUUCUUUUGGGAUUGAGAUCUCGAAACUUCAACCUCCUCACUCUUCUAACAUUUAACUCCUAUUCCCUCACUCUCCACCUUUGUACCCCAUCACUACUCUUAAAAGAAGAUAAUAAACGAAGAAAUGAGACGGGCGCAGAAAUGAAAGAGAGAAAAAAAAAAUAUCUAUUUUUAUAAAAAAGGAAAAAAAAUCCCGUGAGCAGUUUAAGCUUUCACACUUGUCCCAAAAGACAAUGACCCAUUAAGUGUAUAUGUAUAAAUACGCAUAUAUACAUAUAAACUCCAUUUUAGACAAAAUCAUAAAUUCAGGUCCCGAAAUAUAAAAAUUCUGAUUUGAUUUAAAAUGAUAAAAAAACAAACAAACACCUGUGACUGGUUUCCAGAAGGGACUGCUUAAAAUCCAUUAGGAAACAUUCUAGAAUUUCCUAUUUCCUCUUCAUUUAUUUGUUUACAAAAUGCGUAGUUUAAAAAAAGGAAAACCAAUGAAAUUCUUACUCAUUUUAAACUUGAGUUGAAUCCAGAGACUUGCGUUCCAUUUAUUAAGAUUAUUACUGAAUAUUAUGCCAUGUUUGGGGUAAUUAAUGGGUCAUAGAUAGCAAUUAUAGCUUCAGCCCCACUUAUCCAGGGGGAAAAAAAAUAACUAGUAAUAAAAAAAAACUUUUCCUUCACGAGAAUUCACAAUCGAUUCUUCCAUUUGAAAUAUAUAUAAAUAUAUAUAUAUUUUUGAGGGGCUUGUUUCGUAAAUCUUUAAAAUAAAAAAAUGUAAUUUUGAAACCCUGAAAUGUACAAAAAAAAAACCCUAAGUAAUAGACAAUGUAUAUAUCGGAAAUAAAAAUGAUAAUUUUACAAAAAGAUUCAGGCCAGCUCCAGGCACGGGGAAGUAAUUAUGUCGUUUUCAGGCAUAUAAAUAAGGUAUCUCAUAGCCAUGUAAUUUUGCUCAAAGGAUUUUCUGAAUAUGAAAUAUGGACUCUGAUUGGCGGAUUCCUGGACAUGUUUAAGGACUUUGACUAAAGGAUUCUGGGAGUAGAACAGUGACAGAAAAUGUGCACUUAUUGGUUGUUAAAAGGGUAGAUGUCAUGAACUGUCACUUAAAGGAUACUGGAAUUGUGAUUCUGCCUAUUUUUUGAGGGAACAUUACGUAAACAUUUUUGGGUAUUUAUAUAAAAAAAAAAUCCAGCUGGUAUUUUAAAUUACAUUAGCAGAAAGCCUUGAGCCGGCUCACCUAAACCAUAUAAUUUGUUUCAAACAGCAGGAAAUGACUAAACGCGGAAAAGUGGGACUGCAGCCUUAAUUCAAAAAGCAAAUAUUCAUAACAUUUAAUAUGAUUAGCUUUGCGUUCAUUUAUCGUAUAGCAGAAAAUAGAAAAAAAAAAUUAGGUUGUUUAUUAAUUAAGUUUGCGUCUGUUCUAUAAAUCGUUUUCUCGUUUAUUUUCGGUUCCCUCCCCCCAAAUAACUCUUUUUGAACGUGUGUUUUUCUUUAAUAUUAUUUAUAGAUUUUUUUUGUGUUUCUUUAAAAAAUAAAAAAAAAAUAAUAAAGUAGUUGGGGGAGGGGAGAGAGGAAAAUCUUUCUCCUACCUUAUAAUUUUAGUUAGAGCUUUGUGUUCUAGUUUAUGUGUGGUUACUCUGACUGUGUUUAGUAGAAAGUUGUAGGAUCUCUUGCAAAUUAUAAAUAAAAAAAAAAAAAAAAAGGAAUCGACAGAGGUUUAAAAAAAACACACAAAAAAAAUGAAGAAAAAAAAUAUUAUGAAAACCUGGCGAGAUCUUUUGAAUUGUUGUUUUUAACUUAUUUCGAAGUAUUUAUUCUUUAUUUGUGUGGGUAUAAAUAUGUGCUUAAUUUAUGUUUGUUCUGAGCCUAAGCAAACAAGGUUUCUUAUUUUUUUUAAGCCCUCCUCUACAGAGGAAAAAGGGUUUAAUCGGUCUUGAGGAUAAGGUGUUAAUUUAUUUAAUGAACGAAAAAAAAAAUGGGAUUGAAACAUUGUUUAAAAAAAUAUAAAAUGAAAAAAACAAUAAUGUGCAUUUUUUAUAAGCUGGUUUGAAAUCCAAGGAGCUGAGAGCACUGAAUAAUUCAAAAAAAAUUAUAAAAAAAAAAGAAAUAAAAAGAUAAUUAUUAAUAA
Molecule: messenger RNA, 4319 nt
Organism: Pelobates fuscus (common spadefoot toad)
Lineage: Eukaryota; Metazoa; Chordata; Amphibia; Anura; Pelobatidae
Gene: ELAVL3
Product: ELAV like RNA binding protein 3
Exons: 8
Coding region: 427-1560 (377 amino acids)
Cellular component (GO): ribonucleoprotein complex; nucleus
Molecular function (GO): mRNA binding
Source: RefSeq, a predicted model, not a curated record